Tigriopus californicus is the source of this 810-nucleotide messenger RNA. RefSeq lists its product as uncharacterized. Lineage: Eukaryota; Metazoa; Arthropoda; Copepoda; Harpacticoida; Harpacticidae. Gene Ontology annotation, biological process: DNA integration. The record is from RefSeq and is a predicted model, not a curated record. The coding region runs from base 1 to 810 and encodes 269 amino acids. The transcript has a single exon. Gene Ontology annotation, molecular function: nucleic acid binding.
AUGGCGGAUUUGCCUAAGAAGAGGUUGAUUCCGUCGCCGCCCUUCUACUACACUUCUGUGGAUUAUUUUGGACCGUUCGAAAUCCGGGUGAGCCGAAACAAGACGGAAAAGAGGUAUGGCUGUCUCUUUGCCUGCAUGGUCACAAGGUCGGUUCAUUUGGAGCUGGCCCAAUCUCAGUCGACUCCGGAUUUCUUAAAUGCCCUGAGAACAUUCUAUAAUUUGAGGGGAAAACCCAGAUAUCUAUCUUCAGAUAACGGGACGAACUUCCGUGGGGCUGAGGUCGAGUUGAGACAAGCUUUGAGUGCCAGAGAUCGUGACCCCCUCUUACAGGAAGAAAUGUUGAAAGAAAACAUCAUGUGGCAAUUCCAGCCGCCAUCGGCGCCUCAUUUUGGUGGCAUCCAUGAGGCCCUGGUGAAGAGUUCAAAGAGAGCCUUGUACAAAGCAAUGACCCAAGCACAACAGAGACAGAGAUUGCGGGAAUUCGAAUUGAGGACCUUGUUAUCAGAGGUCACGGGAUUCCUAAAUUCACGUCCUCUCACCUACGUCGGCGGGGAUCCAGAAGAUCUCCAAGCAUUGAUUCCCAAUCAUUUUCUGAUUCAAAGAGCGAGCAAGAACCUAGCUCCUAUUCCAGUGAACCAGAAAGCCGUUAACCCAAGGGGUAGUUAUCGAUUUGUUCAAUCCAUUGUGGAAGAUGUGUGGAGAUUGUGGCAAUCCGAAUACCUUCCGACCCUACUUGCUGGUUCCAAGUGGCGAUCUCAAGAGAGGAACCUUUGUGUGGGAGAUGUCGUCUUGGUUGUGGACAAUAUAUAA